UAAUACUAAACUGUAUUAUUUAAAUAAUAAUAAUUAUAAUACUAAAAUCAUGUUUUAUCCAUAGAUCACUUUUGAGGACAGCACUCAGCCACAGAUUCAAAUAGCUGCGGCUGAGUGUUCUUGUGUGGCUGGAACUGCUCUCUGCAAUCACAGUGUUGCACUGCUGUACCAGAGCACGAAAUACUCGGCAUUGCAACUGAAAGCAGUUCCGCCAGUCCUCAGCUGCACUGAAACUGAGCAGCAGUGGCAUAAGCCCCGAAAACUGGUUAGUACUUAAGAACUAAGCAGAUUGUUAAUGUUAUAUGGAUUUUUGAAAUUUGAUUGAAACUUUACCCGCUUUCUUGAUAGGGUGUGAAACCUGGCAGAGUGAGUAAUAUGGUAUUUGUCUCAACCAAACCAAAGUCGAGACAGUACACAGCUGCUGAUGGUGUGAGGAGCAAGCGCUACAAAGCAGUGCGGGGGGACUUGCCAGACCCAGAUGUCCUGAAGGUCGACGAGGCAUACCAGGACUUCAUGGCAGACCUUGCACCAUUAAUCACCACGCUCUCCAUAAGUCCUGGUGUCCCCCUCGUCAAUUCCACUUUUGGGAGCGUUCAAGAUGGAAGCCCUAUUUCUUAUCAGCACCCUGUGCCAGUGAGUAGGGUCAUCAUCCACCACCCAGACGCACCCUCUCCACCCCCACUGCCGUUACAUGGUCACAGGCUGGACCCAAGCACAUGUUCCUUUGUGUGCACUCACCAACAACAAUGUAAUGCAAUGGCGCUUACCAUCAAUUUCGACAUGGCAAGAUCCAUUGAGAGGGCCACAAGGGAACAGAGUGGUAGCGCAGAAUGGCACAGCCUGAGGAAGAUGAGGCUCACCUCCUCAAGGUUCCGGGAGGUGUGCCAUGUCAGAGGUCACAGCUCUGCUGAGAACCUUGCCGAACGUAUCCGCAAAGGUGGGGUUCAGACAGCUCUGAUGAAGAGGGGGCUUGCACUGGAGCCAGUAGCUAUUCAGGAGUAUGCCCACAUUAAAAACAUCAGCUACUGGCCAUCAGGAUUUGUCAUCCAUCCAGAUGCUCCCUGGCUCGGUUCUUCUCCAGAUGGGGUCGUUUUUGAUCCCACGGAGGCACCACCAUUUGGGCUGGUGGAGGUGAAGUGUCCUAACGUGAAGAGCUACGUGGACUGCGGGUACCUGCGCAUGCAGAAUGGCGCCCUCCGUCUGAAGCCAAGCCACAGCUACUACUGGCAGGUGCAAGGCCAGCUGCUUAUAACAGGGAUGCAGUGGUGUGAUUUUGUGGUUUUUGCAGAGGAUGAUGUUCUUGUGCAAAGAAUUUAUAAGGAUGCUGAGGUUGCCAGGGUCAUAAGGGAGAGGGGGGAUUAUUUAUUUUUCUAUCAUUUCUUAAUCUGAUCUUUUUUAAAUGAAUGUUUCAUUCAAAGACCAUACCUUUCGAACUGAUUGAAAUGAGUGUAAAACUAUGUGGAUUGUUGAUAUAGGAUCAUUGAAAAAGUGUUGUUCAAUCUUUCCUUAUUAAAUUCUACAUAUUCUAGUGUCAUCUAUGAUGCAUCUGGUUUUCAUUUCAAGUCCUUUAAAACCCAAAGCUAAUGUACAUACAGUGGCAAACACAGUGACAGCAAAUGCAAAACACAAAAUUGGCCUGUCUCAGUUUAAAGCUCACCCACCGCGACAAGGUGCAGACCAUUCGGGUGAGAACACGGGACAAUACAAACAGACGUAACGCAGCACAAAAUAAAACAUUUACUUUAUUUACUAGUUGCC
Messenger RNA from Gadus macrocephalus (Pacific cod), 1758 nucleotides. RefSeq lists its product as uncharacterized. The record is from RefSeq and is a predicted model, not a curated record. Lineage: Eukaryota; Metazoa; Chordata; Actinopteri; Gadiformes; Gadidae. The transcript is spliced from 2 exons. Bases 376 to 1389 code for a protein of 337 amino acids.